AUGGAAGAUCCCAAAGACACUGGCAGAGAGCCGUCACAAAUGAAACGAGAAAUGGACUCUAUAGACGAUUUUGAGCAUUUGGGGCACGAUUCCAGUCCGCUGAAAGACAUGGCAGCCGCUACUAGUGAUUUGUUGGGGUUGCACAGAGACGUGGAGGCGCCAGCACGUGAUACAAUCCGGGAAAUCAAUACCGCAGGCAAAACUGUAGGGAGUAGUGUUACCGGCAGCCACGGUCACCACGUACUAGACCAACCCCUAAUUCCCCAAAAAAUGGACUCGAAUUUACUGCAAGGAGGCGAUCACCUUCCUGAACACAAAGAGUCUGACACCAAAAUAGAUAAGUUGCUAGCGGACAUGACGACGAAGGCCCACCAGACUGCUGAUAAUAAAGCCAAGUACGAUAUACAAUCUUUCAUGGACAGUGAACGCGGGUUCGGCCAAGAGAAAGAUAAGUUACAGUCGAAUAACGAUAUUAUGGACCGUUAUUCGGACAGUGAACCUGAAGAGUACCAUAAAGCUUCCAAACAUGAAGACUUUCCGAAAAAAGCUGAACUUCCGGAAUCGUUCGGUUCCAUCGAAAAUAUCAAGCAUGAGACGUUCAAAGACGUCGACGAGUUUUUCCAUGAGUCUCCGAAAAAGGAACCGAUCGUGACUAAACCGGCUCUGCCAGAAAUUAUUGAUCCUGUCGUGAAGAAAAUCGAGGAAAAGGCUCCAGAGCCUGUCAGGAGCGCUGUCGAAACUCCGAAAAUUUCGGAACCUAUUAAACCUGCUGAGGUGAAACCACAACCGGCACCUGUGGUCAAAAAACCAGAACCCGACUUGCCAAAGAGAGUUGAAAAUAUUGUCGAGAGAAAACCGAAAAUUGCGCCAGCUGACGCAGAAGCUAUUUUCUGCAAAAUGGGCUUAGAUGCAUGGUUCAAUCCUGAAAAAUUGGAUCCUAAAGUGGAGAGCUUAGUGUACUGGCGCGAACCGAAAAGAUCGGCACCAGUCUUUGGUGGAGUCCUGUUGGUACUUCUCGCCCUCACCUAUUUGUCCCUCAUCAGCGUGGUGGCCUACCUUUCCCUCAUCAGUCUGUUCGGUACCAUCGGCUUCAGAAUCUACAAAAACAUUGUGCAGGCCAUCCAGAAGACAGGCGACGGUCACCCCUUCAAGGAGCUCCUGGAGCUGGACGUGUCGCUGCCGCAGGAGAAGGUGAAAGAGGUGACCGAGGUGGCUGUGGCCCACAUCAACGCCGCCGUCGUCGAGCUGCGCAGGUUGUUCCUGGUGGAGGAUCUGGUCGAUUCCAUCAAGUUCGGGGUGCUGCUGUGGACGCUGACGUACUUGGGGGCCUGGUUCAAUGGCAUGACGUUGAUUAUCAUCGCUUGGGUAGCACUUUUCACUCUUCCAAAGGUUUAUGAAACAAACAAAACUCAGAUUGACGCCAAUUUGGAUAUUGUGAGGACUAAACUUGCUGAAAUCACAUCAAAGAUCAAGGCAGCAAUUCCAAUGGGCAAGAAACCAGAGGAAAAGAAAGAGCAAUAGAUUGUAUUCCUUUGGAAUUCUUAAGGGGCAGUCCUCCCUUAGAGUAA
This is a messenger RNA of Phaedon cochleariae (mustard beetle), 1568 nucleotides long. The record is from the annotation of a GenBank genome assembly. NCBI's taxonomy places the organism in Eukaryota, Metazoa, Arthropoda, Insecta, Coleoptera, Chrysomelidae.